Molecule: messenger RNA, 156 nt
Organism: Heterobasidion irregulare TC 32-1
Lineage: Eukaryota; Fungi; Basidiomycota; Agaricomycetes; Russulales; Bondarzewiaceae
Exons: 1
Molecular function (GO): nucleic acid binding
Source: RefSeq, a predicted model, not a curated record
GUGCACUCGGAUCUCUGGGGUCCUGCCCCUAUCGCAACAAGGCAUGGCCGCCAAUACUGGGUCACCUACACAGAUGACCACAGCCAUCUUUCGCAUAUUUACUUUCUGCACAAGAAGAACAAGACAUUUAGCACUUACCAGAAGCUCACCGCGUGG